This is a messenger RNA of Vombatus ursinus (common wombat), 4369 nucleotides long. RefSeq names its product tonsoku like, DNA repair protein (gene TONSL). The record is from RefSeq and is a predicted model, not a curated record. Lineage: Eukaryota; Metazoa; Chordata; Mammalia; Diprotodontia; Vombatidae. Gene Ontology annotation, molecular function: protein binding. The transcript has 26 exons. The coding region runs from base 91 to 4242 and encodes 1383 amino acids.
AGCCACCGGCAGCGGCGGAAGCUGGUUUAGUAUGUUGCUGCUGCUGCCGCCGAGGAAGCUCCCUGGACUGGCUGACGGGGAGGCUGGGACAUGAGCGAGGAACGGGAGGUUCGCCAAUUAAAGAAGGCCAAGGCCAAGGCCCAGAAGAAUGGACAGCUCAAGGAGGAGGCUGUGCUCUGCAAUCAGCUGGGGGAGAUUUUGGCUAGCCAUGGCAGCUACAGGGAAGCAUUGGCUGAACACCAACAGGAGCUUCAUCUUCUGGAAAUCACUGGGGAUGUGCUGGGAUGUGCUGUGGCCCACCGAAAAAUUGGUGAGCGGCUGGCAGAGCUGGAGGAUUACACAGCUGCCCUGAAGCACCAGCGUCGUCAUCUCGAGCUAGCAGAGUGCUUGUCCAGCUACGUUGAGCAGCAGAGGGCCUGGGCAACCAUUGGCAGAACUUAUCUAGCCAGCUAUGACCACAGCCAGUCUGUUGAUGCACUCCUGCAGGCCCAGACUGCCUUUGAGAAGAGCUUGGCAAUAGUGGAUGAGAAGUUAGAGAGAGUCCUGACCCAGCAGGAAUUGAGUGAGAUGAGGACUCGUCUCUACCUCAACUUGGGCCUUACCUUUGAUAGUCUGAAGCAGCCAGCCCUAUGUAGUGAUUAUAUCAAGAAGAGCAUCUUUCUUUCUGAGCAAAAUCACCUAUAUGAGGACCUUUUUCGUGCUCGGUACAAUCUGGGCACUAUUCACUGGCGGGGUGGGCAGCACUCAAAGGCCAUGCGUUGCCUGGAGGGAGCACGGGAAUGUGCCCGAGUCAUGAAGAGGAAGUUCAUGGAAAGCGAGUGUUGUGUUGUUGUUGCCCAGAUCCUCCAGGACUUGGGGGAUUUUGUGGCCGCCAAGAGGGCCCUAAAGAAGGCCUAUAGGCUAGGGUCCCAGCAACCCGGGCAGCGGCAUACGGUCUGCAGAAGCCUCAAGUACGUGCUAAAAGUGGUGAGUCUGCAGCAAAAGCUGGAGGAGGCUGAGCGCAGUGACCUGCAUGAAGCCCUGGGCAUCUGUGAGCAGCUUGGAGACCUGUUCUCCAAAUCUGGAGACUUCCCUAAGGCAGCUGAGGCCUACCAGAAACAGUUGCAGUUUGCCAAAUCUUUGAAGAUACCAAAGCAGGACUUGGCUGUCAUUCAUGUUUCACUGGCUGCCACCUUUGGGGACCUGAAGAACUACAGUCAGGCUGUGGAGCACUAUGAGGAGGAGCUGAGGUUACGGAAAGGCAACCCUCUAGAGGAGGCAAAGACCUGGUUGAACAUUGCCCUAUCCAAGGAAGAGGCUGGUGAGCCCUAUGAGGAGCUGGAACCAUGUUUCCAGAGUGCCCUCCACUGUUCACAGGAGGCCAAGAAGCCUUGGCUACAGCGGCAGGUCCUGCAGCACCUCCAUGCUGUACAGCUGAAACACCAGCCCCUGGAAGCCCCCAACACCAGUUUCAAGCUGCAGGAGCUGAGCUGUACAGAAGGCUGGAGCCCAUCCAAGGCUAUUGCUGAGGAAGAGGAGGAAGAGGAGGUAGAGAACAGUGAGGCCUUGGAGGAUAGUGAGGUGGAACUCUCAGAAAGUGAGAAUGAAGAUGGUGGCAAUCUACAGUUGGGAGAGGAAGAAAGGGAGAGCUACGAACAGACUGGCCCUGGUCGUCGAAAAGUAAAUAAGUGGAAUCGACGAAACGAUAUGGGGGAGACAAUGUUGCAUCGAGCUUGUAUUGAUGGGCAGCAGCGCCGAGUUCGUGACCUUGUGGAACAGGUAUUACAUGAAGCCUGCAACCAUGGCCACUUAGAGAUUGUUCGAUUCCUGCUGGACCAUGGUGCUGCAGUGGAUGAUCCUGGGGGCCCAGGCUGUGAGGGUAUCACUCCUCUUCAUGAUGCCCUCAACUGUGGCCAUUUUGAGGUGGCUGAGCUGCUAAUAGAGAGGGGAGCAUCAGUCACUGCAAAAAACAGCAAGGGUCACAGCCCCCGAGAGACCCUCCGGCAGUGGUUGAAACUCUAUGGCAGGGACUUGGAUCAGGAAACACGUCAGAAAGCCCAAGCUAUGGAAAAACUGCUGCAGCAAACAGCUGUAGAAAAACUGCAUGGGAGAGCUUCAGUGGGCCAAGCAUCCCAAGGCUGUCCUACUCCCCAAACCAUCCAGACCAAUCCUCUGUUUGACCCUGAGACUUCCCCCUCUUCCAGCCCCCUCGGGUCUUCCCAUUUCCUGGCCAUAUCAGAGGCCCAGCAUCCCCUUCUUCAGAACAGGUCCCUUAACAAGCCCUUAACCUCCCCAGAACAAGGACUGGGUAUCACCAGGCCACAGAGUUAUGUUGGAGAUGAGGCCAGUAACUCUGAAGGGGAUGAUGAUUUGGUCCCAUUCCAGCCAGUUAAGAAGAGGCCAAGACUCCUCAACUUGGGGCAGCGGGGAGAAGGAGCAACACUGUGCUCCCCUGAGAGGACAGACUCAGAUGUGGCAUCUGCCAGCCGGGCUGUGUAUCAUGCAGCUAUCCGUGGUGUGGGCAGUGCCCAGGCCCGGCGUCCAUUCAAGACCAUAGCAAAAGGGCCAAGUGAGACACCUGUGGCCCAGGCAGCCCUCAUUCCUGAGGAAGAGUAUUUGGGUGGAGACUGGCUGGAGGAUGAUAUAGAGUCCCACUGUGUCCGUCGCAAGAGGAGCCACUGUCUCCCAGACCACGAAUCAGAUUGCACAUCUGGCCCAGAUAGUGGUGGUGGAACUAUCUGCCCAAGUUCUAAGCCACGUUCCCGACAGAGCCGACUCACUCGCAUUGUGGACAGGAGAGUGCUGGGCAGAACCAGUGGGAGCAGUAACUUGACAGAAGAAAACCCCUGUGUCUCCAGGGUUUCAGGUGCCAGUGAAGAGAGCCCCUCAGCGGGAUACCUGCCAUGUUCAGCUGCGCCCCUACCCAUCCGGGUCCGGGUUCGGGUACAGGAUAAUGUCUUCCUUAUUCCAGUUCCCCAGAGUGAAAGGCACCCUGUGUCAUGGCUGGCAGACCAGGCAUCUCAGAGAUACUACCAGACAUGUGGGCUGCUAACCUGGCUUACCUUGAAAAAAGAAGGGGCCCUGCUGGCCCCUGAAGACCUGAUCACUGAUGUCCUGCAGAGCAAUGAGGAGGUGCUGGCUGAAGUGAUCUCCUGUGACCUAACACCCUUGACUGACCGAUACCGAAAGGUUUGUCAAAGCCUGAGGGAAGCUGAGAACCAACUAGUUCUCCAGGCUCUGGAACAGCAGGGCUCAGGCUCCUCAUUCAGUGCCUGCUCCCUUGCCCUGCGUCCAGCCCAACUCAAGCCGUUGCUUCGUGCCCUAAAGCUGCACACAUCACUCCGGGAGCUACACCUGGUAGGGAAUCGGUUUGGGGACAAUACAGCUGUGGAGUUGCUAGCCACUAUUAGCACCAUGCCUGGCUUGACCAUCCUUGAUCUCUCAUCUAACCACCUGGGUACUGAUGGCCUACGCCACCUUGCUACUGGCCUCCCAAACCACAACACCUUCCAGAAUCUAGAAGAACUAAAUUUAAGCAUGAAUCCUUUGGGAGAUGGCUGUGCCCAGGCCCUGGCUUCCCUCCUACAGGCCUGCCCUGCUCUCAGCACUCUGCGCCUGCAGGCUUGUGGUUUCAGCUCGAACUUCCUGCGGAACCAUCAGCACACCAUGGACAGCGCCAUGCAGGGUGCCCGGCACCUGAAGAUAUUCUCUCUGUCCUAUAACACACUGGGUGUCCCAGCCCUUGCUCGGGUUCUUCAGUGUGUGCCUUAUCGUAUCCUAGCUCAGCUGGAGCUUGGCUCGGUGGUGGCCACCAGGAACAGCUCAGGAUUCAUGGAGCCUAUGAUCAAAUAUCUGACACAGGAAGGCUGUGUUCUGACACAUCUGACCCUGUCUGGCAACUACCUGAGUGAUGAAGCUGUAAGAGAUCUGAGCAGAUGUCUUCCUAUCUGUCCCUCAUUAAUCUCACUGGAUUUGACUGCCAACCCUAACAUUAGCUGUGCCAGCCUGGAAGAGAUCUUGUCAACUCUUCAGGAAAGAAAUUCUGGCCUUGACUUCCUUGGUCUUUCAGGAUGCUCCAUCGAAGGACCCUUGGGCAGGUGCACAUGGGAGAAAAUCACCUCACAGCUUCGAGAAUUACAGCUGUGCUGCAGCAAACUGAGACCUACUGACCAUCAAGCCUUAGGCCAGCAGUUGGCCUGCAAGAAGGGUCCUGCCUCCUUCAUACUGAGCCACCACCACAAACUUUUCUUUGGAUGCCACUGAGCAGCAGCAACCCUUCAUUUCUCCUUCCUCUACUUCCAUUUAUGGACCUUACAAACUCCAAUAAGCUUACCCAUGGAUUGAGACUUUUAAAAUCCUCAAUAAAUCACUGCUACUUGUUUUAUUUAUA